This is a messenger RNA of Drosophila novamexicana, 1838 nucleotides long. RefSeq lists its product as uncharacterized. The record is from RefSeq and is a predicted model, not a curated record. Bases 89 to 1819 code for a protein of 576 amino acids. Lineage: Eukaryota; Metazoa; Arthropoda; Insecta; Diptera; Drosophilidae. The transcript has 2 exons.
AACACUGGUUGACUAUUUUACACUAGACUUGCUGCGCACGUUGUCUUUAUUAAAUAAGUUACAUAAAAAUAUCAAAAUUGUAAAAGAAAUGUUUGCACUUCUGCGCCGUUUUGCGUGCGCAUCCAUCACAAACAGCAACAGGGCAAGUCUGGUGCGCUGUUAUGCCUCCUUCACGCCAAGGGAUGUGCUGCGCGAGACAUCGGAUGAGGCCGGUACGCUGCUCAGCCGCUUUGCCAAGCACAUAGCCAUAGAGCGCUACAAGUGUGAGGAGCACGUGCUGCCACCUACGGAGAUACGCUACUCCGACUAUUUUCCCAUAACGGACGAACGAUACUUUAAGCGCUCUGUAGAGAAGACGCCGGCCUCGCAGUUGCCAGCAUUGAUUAUACACACCUCCAGCUAUCGGCCCAAUGCAGCGGCGCCUAUGUAUGCCAUGGCAUUAAACACGCUGGAUGCGCAUGCGGCAGCAAUGCUAAAGCAGAUGGACACAACUACUAUGCUGGAGACACUCUACGCAUUUUUGUUCCUCAUGCCAAAUUGGCUAAAGCGCACGGACUUCUAUCACGCGGCCAUGCGACGUCUUUCAGGGGAAGUGCCUAGCAGCAGAGAGCGGUUUAUGCAAAUCUGUUUCUACCUGGGCCUUCAGAAGCAGCAGCAGCAGAACGAUUUGGAGACGCUGAUCGCCACACAGCUCGGUGAUCAUUUACCCACCUUGAGCCCUCUGGAUCUGGCCCUGAUCAGCAAUGCUGCCUACAAGACGUCUACGUUAGUGACAGGCGCCGUGCGUGAGGCUUAUGAGGCCACCCUGGUGAAUGCAAUUUUGAAUCUACGGUUUGGUCCGGACAACGCCGCAGAUGAUGCGCUGCUUAUUUGCUACAUCAAGGCAUUGCGGCUCCAGCGGGUGCAGGAUGAACGCAUCUGUCAGCACCUGCAGGGCAUCUGUUUGGAGCCUGCGCAGCUAUUGAAACUGCAGCCACGGGGCUUAGCCCAUAUAUUCGCGUACUUUGCCGAGAUGCAAUGGGAUCAAGCGGAAUGCAUGCACGCACUUGUUGAACGUUUAUUGCAGUUCAAGCCCAGUGAGCUGCGUGCCAAGGACUUGGCCACAUUCCUGUGGAGCUGUGCACAGCUUAAUUGCCCGUUGACUACCGCACAGCUUAGGCAACUGGAGGUGAUUGCCUUGCGCAAACUAGAUCAAGGCGAAUAUGAUUACUUUGCCGACCAAUUGGUUGACACUUGCCUCUCCCUGUGCAUCAUGGGCCAUCACUCAAAGGUGCUCUUUGAUGCGGCAGAGGAACUAAAGGCCAUACAACGCCAACGUCAGCGAGCACAACCCAAAGUAGACAGCCGCUUGACUGUACUGCGAUCCGCUGUGGCCAUCGAGCAGCCCAGCUGGACGGAUGUCAAAAGGGAGCAGGUCUUUAAGGAGCUAGCGCGUGCGCCGGGCUAUUUGCUAAAGCAGCGCGACGAUCUAACAGCUUAUGCCAAGCAGCUGGCUGCAGAUGCCGAAGUGGAAGGUGUCGACCUGGUCUGCCCCAUUGCUGGCAUCAAUUUGCCCAGCUUGCGUGUCCAGACACUUGGCGAGCAGUCAUGUAUUUAUUACAUAGAGCUGCUUACGCCGCAACAGACGCUGAGAUUCAGUCGAACGGCGACUUCUUUGUUAAGGUUAAAAAGAAGACUCUUGGAAUCGCUGGGCCAGCGCGUUGUACUCCUUCAUUCUGGUGACAUGGCGUCCAAUGCGCAGGCGCUGCAUCAUCUUUUGGAGCAAACAACAGUCGCCAAGAACGAGGCUGACCAGGCAGUGCAUGGCCUCAACAAUUGAAACGUGUGAUAUAGAGUCU